ACCGGAAGUCAGUGGAUGGAACUGGCUAGCCUAACUAGCUAAAAGAAGCGCAGAGAUCCUCCGACAAAGGUUUGAGGGUACCGAUCUCUGGAGAUAAGCGAGAAAUAACAUUAUACGAGCUUUAUAAAAUAAUCACAGCAACCACGGGGGUUGCAGGUCUGGUCAGCAACACAGCAAGGUAGGAUCAGUUCUGUUAACAUCAUGGCAGAUGGCAGGAUCUACGUGGGUAACCUUCCAGCUGAUGUGCAAGAGAGGGACAUUGAGGAUAUAUUCUUCAAAUAUGGCAAAAUCAGAGACAUUGAGUUGAAGAACAACAGAGGCACUAUUCCCUUUGCCUUUGUGCGCUUUGAAGAUCCACGGGAUGCCGAGGAUGCAGUCUAUGGGAGGAAUGGUUAUGGAUUUGGAGACUGCAAGCUUCGCGUUGAGCACCCUCGCUCUGCCUCCUCUAAAUUCAACGGGUCUAUGGGUGGUAGUGGUCGCGGGAGUGGGGACGGAGGUCCCGGUGGUCCUAAAGGGAGGUUUGGGCCUCCUACUCGGAGAUCAGAGUUCAGAGUUAUUGUGACUGGCCUGCCUCCGACUGGGAGCUGGCAAGACUUGAAAGAUCACAUGAGGGAGGCUGGAGAUGUUUGUUUCACAGAUGUUCAGCGGGAUGGUGAAGGGGUGGUGGAGUUCCUGCGCAGAGAGGACAUGGAGUAUGCCAUGCGGCGCCUGGACAGGACAGAGUUCAGAUCACACCAGGGGGAGACUUCAUCUAUCCGAGUCCAUGGAGAGAUGGGGGGCAGCAGAGGACGCUCGCGGUCCCGUUCCAGAUCCAGGGGACGGUACUCACCCGCUUAUCAAGGUCGCGGCUCUCCACCCCCUCGUUAUCAGUCGCCCCCUGCUCGUAGAUUGUCUCGCCAUAGCCCCCCUCCACGUCGCCCCUCUGCAGCACACCGUAGCCCAUCAAGCCGCAGCCCACCCCCUCGUCACUACCGAUAGUCUACCUACAGGAGGGCGCCAAGACUGGCGAUUACUUUAUUUUGUGUUGCUUUUUAAGUAUGUCAUGUGCAUUCCACUAUGAGGACUGUCUCCAGAGGACUUUUUAAAUGGUGUAGACAGAGCGGAUGGGUAGAUCUGCAUUUGCCUCACAUUCUCAUUGAUUCAUUCUCAGACCUAGGAUAUGGCUGGUUAGGGAUAUUUGUGAAGGAGACUGCAUACUAGAAGAAUACAACAUAAUACAGCUCUUUAAUGUAGUUUAUUUUUAUCAUGUUUCUGUAAGAGCCUGUCUAGCCUGCCCUGCCUUGUAGAUGGUUGCCUCGCAAGUGUUAUAAAUUUUGUUCCUCUUUUUUAUUUUACGUGAGAAUGAAAUUAUUUCUUUCUCCUGCCCCGUUCUCAAAAUAAUCUUUGUAAAAAGUGUUAUUUUUUUCAAAUAAAGUGAGGACUCUUAGUA
This is a messenger RNA of Oncorhynchus tshawytscha (Chinook salmon), 1429 nucleotides long. RefSeq names its product serine/arginine-rich splicing factor 9. Bases 202 to 978 code for a protein of 258 amino acids. Gene Ontology annotation, cellular component: ribonucleoprotein complex; cytoplasm; nucleus. Gene Ontology annotation, molecular function: mRNA binding. The record is from RefSeq and is a predicted model, not a curated record. NCBI's taxonomy places the organism in Eukaryota, Metazoa, Chordata, Actinopteri, Salmoniformes, Salmonidae. The transcript is spliced from 5 exons.